UCAGUCUUGCACCUUGUGUAAGUAAGUAACCUAUAGACCACAUGCAGUCCAGAGAAAUGCGUGUGUAAAAUAUUCUUGGAAUAACCACGAAUCUAAAACUAACAAAUAUUCAAGAAGAACUCAAUGUGUGUGUGCAAGCAUUCCGGUUACGUCGAGUUUUAUUAAGGAGCAGUAUUAAUAUACCACGUAACAUGCAUUUUACCAUCUCAACACUCGAUUCUUCUGUGUAAUCAUAAGAAUGGUGUUGCUGGAUAAAAGAGAUCUUUUAUACAGCAGUUGCCAGUUGUUGAGGUUUUGCCACCGAGGAAGCUCAUUUAUGUGAAUUUCUGCAGUUCUUCUUCUUCCCUUUCCCCACUUCCUUCCUGUCCAGUCAAGCUCUUAUUUUGUGUAACAUCAACAUUUGCCAAAAAACACAACCAAUAGCGGAUGUACCACGGUGAACGUUAGUGUUAUCUUUCCAUCUCAUUUUCAACCGUCAUACACACAAAUUCGGUCUGUCUCUGGAUAUAUUAAAUUUUAUACAUGUUUAUUCUGGGUGUUACUGAACAACUAUGAGCUCGGAUUACUUUACUCGCCGGAAGUGAAAGAAGUAGAAAACAUGGGGAAAAGUGAAUUGAAUAAUUGUUGUAGGAAGUGAGGAAAAUGAUUUUCCUUAAUUAUUAGUUUAGUGCUCUGCCAUAAUACCAUAAUACCACCGACUAGCAAAUGCAAUGCUACAUAUUUGUAUUAAAACAACAAAAAUGACGAUGGAAGUUAUUUCAUUUCAAUCUCUACGGACAAAUAUAAAUUCCUAGUUUUUGAAUAGACACAUGAAUUAUAUUUCGACUAAUCUAGAGUGAGGAACACUUGAAGUGUAAGAAUGCAAAAACCACAUAAAGAUUUUAUGAUAAAAUCUUUAAACCAAAUAAAACCGAUCUAGUCAACCUGGCGUAUUGCUUUUCAAUUUCACACUAAAAUUUAGUGACUAAAUAUAAUUAGGAACCGUGUUUUAUUAAUAUAAAUAUAUAUAUCAUAAUAUGAUGGGAAUACAAAAUCUCGUUCUAGUGUCAAUUUAUAUUAAUUAAGUACAUAUGAUACACACCGACCGAGUGCCAUAACUAAUAAUACUUGUACAAAACUGAAAAUGUCGGAAAGGAAAUUUGCCCGAGUGAAAGGAAAGGUCGGCAGUGCGGCUCAAGUUCGAGAAGAAGUUUCGAAACACGUCCGAUCUAAAACAAUUUAUCAGAAUAAAUCUCUCCUGGUGGACUGUACAACUGACACAGAAUACUCACCCAAAAAGUAUUUCUCACUAAAGAGAGUCGCAAAUGAUUCGGCCGCAUUUGAGAGAGACAGUAGCUCGGAAGCAAUUGAAGAUCUGGAGGACAACUGCAACCUCUUUGUUAGAGAAUGCUUAAAGACGUACUCCACCCCCUACUUGGAACUGAGCGACCAACUUGAUGACGAAUUUAAUUACAACGAGAAACCAAAAAAGCCAGAAUCUCUCUUUCCCAAUGGAGUAGGAAAUGGUCCCAGCACAAUAAUCAGCAAAACCGUGCCGCAAAUACGUCGCGUAAAUUCCUCCGGUUCGCCAAUCACCAAUGGUAGCAGUACAAAUGGAGACGCCAAUAGUGCAAAAGCUCCCCCAUGGUUUUGGAACGUGUGGUCCCAAAGUCGUGGGAUCCAGUUGGACGAGGCGGGGAUUGCUCUCGAGGGUCGAGUGGGGGUGAUUUACAAACAGGAAAAUUUGGGAGAACGACUCCUCCAAUUGAAAUGGGAGGAUGGGGAAGAAAAGUUCAGUUUAAUAGUCUGGACCCUGGAGGCUGGACUAAACCUUGUAUGCAAACUGGACCUGGCCAACGCUGACCCGGUUUGGCAUGGGGAGAACAAGUUGACGAUAAAUGAACAUUUGACAGUGCAAAGUGAACAGAAACGAGGUUUCCUGCGAGACCUGUACACGGUGUGCGUGGAGUUAGGGUGCUAUGAAAAAUCUGCGAGCUUGGCGUCUCGAGAAAACGUAGAGAGAGCUCGAAACGUGUUGCAGCUCUUUCAACGUGCGACGAGUUGUGGUGCAAUUAAAAAUGGCAGAUCUUGGACAAAAGUACGAAUUAAAGUGGACACAUCUGAUGAUUUUUCAUUAAAAUCUCGAAGCAAACAUGCUCCAAGAAUCAGGGAUGACCAAGUCCCCACAUAUUUCACACUUCGACUUGAGACUUUGGAGUUUCGGCUGAAGACAGAAACUGGAAUGCCGGUAGAACCUUACUUCUUGUCCAUCAGUUUGUAUGAUGUUAAGAAUGGGAAGAAGAUCUCGGAAGAUCUCAGGUCCACCGUUGACAUUAAUGGACACGUUGAAGAAAAAAAGAACUCCUUGCAGGCUUUGUUUAAAGUAAGUGAUCCGAAUGAGCAAAUUUUUGUCAUCGUCCGAGUUGAGAAGACUCUUCAAGCUGUGGAUAACGACGCUUAUUUUCGAGGCAAUCCCGAUGCCAAAACAGGGACUCGGAUUUCCAAGCAGUUGACUUCCUCCCCCCUUUUCACUGACGAGCAAAAGUAUCGAAUGGCACUUUGCUGGUCUUCACGGUGCUUAUUCAAGAAAUCUGGAUCCAUUGCUUCAGAAGGGACAGGCUACAUUUUGGACGCAGAAUCCUCCUUCACCCCCUUUUACAAAUACGAGAAGUACACGGAGGAAGAGCUCCUGAAAACCUUAGCUGACAUCAAGAAGCCUGAAAAGGUGGCCAAGCUAACCAUCGUCCCAGGCGUUGUCAAAAUACACGUGGAACCCACGGGGCCUCACGAGCUUGCUGUUAAAGCGGAUGAAAAGAGUUCGCCUUUAUCCAUCAUCGAAUUCCCAAUUAAUUCCUCCGAUAAUUUUUCACGAUUCGUUCACCUGCUUUAUGUUUACCCAAUCAGCCUGAGCUUGAGUGCUGUUACUGGUAAAAUUCGGGCGAGAAAUAUCAUGUGCCGAGUCUUUCUUCGAGCAGAGGACGAUAUUGAAGCUAGUCCAUUGGACCAGAGUCCCGUAAAAGGAUGCAUUUCGACCUUUGUUUUGCACCACCGAACAAAUCCUGAAUGGUACAGCGAGGUCAAAAUAGCUCUCCCAGUAGCACUUGAUCCGCGCCUCCACUUGCUGUUCCAGUUUUACCACAUUUCGUGUUCCUUCGAUAAGGCGACAAAAAGCAAGCAAGUGGAAAACGUUAUCGGAUAUGCGUGGGCUCCGCUCCUCAAUAAAUAUCGAUUUAUUGGAGGAGAUCACACACUUCCGGUAGCAGCUUCCUUGCCCUCUGGCUACCUUCAAAUUCAACCUUUGGGACUCGGAAAAGGGAGCCCGUAUGACGACGAAGUACCGACCGAAAGGUCUUCAGGUAUUGGAGCUCUACCUCAGUUGCUCAAUAUUGUGCGUAAUCGUAAUAAACGCCAAACUAUAUCUCAGUACUCUGGCCCCGAGAUAGUUUGGUUGGAUAGUAAAUGUUCAAUGACAGUGAGAUUAAAUCUGAUAUCCACCGUGUGGACAAAGUGUGGGAGUCUUGGGGCAUUUUUUACCCAUGCCGAAAAGUUUUUCCAGAAGCCACAAAGCUCCAGCAAAUUCCACUGUGAUGACGAAACUACAGUUAAAAUGCUCAAAGCACUCGAGUCCAUGGAUCUUUGCACCCUUCGCGAUUUCUUCCCCACCAUCCUCAACCAGAUUUGUAACAUUGCCUCAACUUCGAAAGUGGUUGGAACUGCGUGUCUCAAGUUUUUCAUUUCGGCAUUCCACACGCUGAUCGAAGCCGGAUUCGACAACGUUAUUGAGCAGUACGUCCGUUUCCGCUUUUUAUCAGGAUGUCAAGAAAACGUUGGGAGCAACAAAAUUAAGCACCAGAUACUGAAUGACACCUUGAUUGACGCUUGGAUUGACUUGUUUGAAACUGGCGAUGGAGCAACAAUUGCUUCUUCUCUGGAACACUCGCGGAAUCUGUUCUCCAUGAUUGUCAAGUCCAUCGCAGUUCAAGGAAUUAAGUCACCAGCAAAUCCUGAAGAGUCCAAACUUGUCAAAUUGGUUCAACUUUUUACCUCGGAAAUAGUCCACCGGUGUCAGUCUGGAGAUCAAACGUUGUCUCGUGGUGCAAAUGAAAAUGAGAUUGCUUUCAUUUCCGCUCUACUGUCCGUCGUAUCUCAAAGACAUGUUGUAUUUGCUGCCAUCAACGCCUAUCUGGCCUGUUUUGGUCCGGGGGAUUCCCACAAAGUCCAGGAUUUUAAGUUCAAUAUGCUCCAGAGCCUUGUGGAGCACCCGCUCUUCCUGGAACUAAAUUCUGCUGAAGGGGAUGAGGAGUACACCAGACUCGAGCAUUGUUUGUGGUGCAAGAGGCAUUUUCUGGCAGCCACUGUAAUGAAACAAUGUCGCAGCGGCUUGGGAGAGGUUACAAACGUACGAUGUCAAGCCCUCAAAGUUAUCAUGAUUGGCUUAGCCAGACACGAAUCUUGUGACUCUACUCAUCCAAUGUGGAUACCUUGGCUCAGAGUAGUUUGCGAUAAUUUGCACAGAAUUACCAAAGUCGUCAACCAUUCUUCUCGAUGUUCUUCCGUGUCCACCGUUCUGUCUGCCACGACGAGCACCCUUGUUCACCAAGCUUUAAUUAAAAGCAUUUCAGGACAAAAUCACGAAGGUCAUAAUCACGGUGCAAGUUGUAGCCAACAUAGCCGAGAAGGGAGUCAAAUUAGCAACACAAUCAACCUUUCAACAAUCACGCCUCGUCAUCCUCUUCUUGGCACAGAAUCGUCACGAAGUUCUUCGCUGAGUCUUAACGUUCCUAAUGGCGUGAGUCCGAGCAUAAGUCAAAACAGCAGCAUGGUCAAUAUAAAUGCCAUCGGAAAUGGCGAAUCCAUUUCUGCCGGAGAUCGGUUAAGCGUGGACAGAAUGAGUUUUGGGAGUGUCAACAAUUGUGAUUACCUGGAUGCCAUUUCUGCCAUAAAAACAUCCAAUCCAGCCGCUUCUACCAUUGUCCCUUCAACCACGGGAGGGUCCGACACUGACACAAUUGUUAAUGAAGGUGGCUCAAAUGGAUCGGGUGAGACUCAGAGUGAAGGCGAUCCUGACUCACAAUCAAUGAAACGUGUAGCCAAUGCAACAAUAGGGGACGCAGACAAGAGCAAUAUUGUUCAAAGGCGCUACGACAGACUGGCUGAUGACGAAACACGACCUUUGCUCGUUGGUGGUCUCUAUAUUCUCAAGAAAAUGGGCAAUGAUCGCCUAAGAAUAUUUUGGAACCGUAGUUCAACCCAGGAGCGAGCAUCUCUGCUUCAAAUGGUUUUGUUAGCGUGCGUCCAGUUUACGAAUGCCAGGAAAAAUAGUACCAUCACCAAAACCAAAAUUGUGGGAAUCAGUGUACCUCCUCCCACGAUGCCACCCAGCCCGAGAUCGGCAGUGCCCAACAAAAAGUGGUCGUCACUCCCUUCCAAGACUACGGAAGAGAGUGCGGUGGACGGGAACCCGGUGGAGAUGACGAGUCCUUCGCGAAAGACUUCCAAUACUUCACCCUUCGACUCAUUCAACGAAUGGAAAACGCUAAAUACGGAAACGACCUUUGUCUGCAUUGACACCUUGUCCAAUUUGUGCAGUGCGUGCAAAGGUGAGGACAACGAAAUGCGUGAAGUCAUUAGAACAUCCUUGAAUGUUGCAAAAGCAGCAGAAGAUACUCGCGCUAUGCUAAGCACGCUGCAAAAUUUAGCACAAGUUGAAGAAUUAGCAGCUAUUGUUUUUGCAAAAGGGAACGAGGAUUUGACGCAUCAACUUUUCUGUGAAUUGCUCACCGGCUUCGGCACGUCUUAUUUAAUUCACAUUUGCGUGUUAAUUUUGGGGAAGCUUUUUAUGAACGACCCAAAUCGGACGACUUCACAGAGCCUUUUUGCAAUCUCAUCACUAAGUUUGGAUCAAGUUUUUGUACACAAUUUUAGAAAAGCUUUAAAUUUGUUGGAGAGGAACAUGAGUGUGAACGAUCGGUCCAGCUUUAUGCUCUCUAUUACGGAAAAACUGAGCUUUAUUGAUGUGUCAGAAGCGGAUGGUACCACUUAUUCCAAAGCAAAUACUCUGGUGCUCAGCGGUUCUCAGCCCGUGUCAAACGGAAUAAUCAAAAAUAAACUUAUGCGGACAGUGUCUACGACUGCACUCGAUUUGUCCAACAGAUUGUCCACAGUGAUGAACUCACUCUGGGUGCUAAAAGCAUGCACGAAUGAAUACCGAAUCCCAGAAGUGUAUUUAAAAUUGGCAAAUUCGUAUGCUUACUAUGCAAAAGGAAGACUUCGGAUUGAGACAUUUGACUCGCUGAAAUCUGAGCACUUGAAUAAAAAGAAAUAUAGCGAGGCACUUAUGUGCGAACUGCAUGUCGCAGCACGACUUGCUAGACAAACUACAACGUCUGCCGAGAUCAAACGAGUCAUGUUGGGGAUAUCGAGAAACUUGCGUGAUGAGUUUGAAGAAGAAGCAGAUGAUAAUCAGGAGGAGGCUGAUUACACUGAAGAACUGAUUGACAGAAUGGAACAAUGUGUACACCUCUGUGAAAAAUCGGAACGUUACGAAGUCAUGCUUGAGGUUUAUCGAAUGCUCGUCGAUAUUCAAGAGUCGACAUCCGACCAUGCCGCAUUGGAGCAUUACUACACCCAAAUGGCUCGAGCUUGCGGACUCAUCCAGAAAAAGCGUGAACGAUUUCAUGGUACAUACUAUCGCGUCGCCUUUUAUCGGCCAAAGAAACAAUGCACUUCGAGACCUAUGGAAGUAUUCAUCUACAAGGAACCCAAUGUCACGUCACUAAUGGAAAUCUGUGGAAAAGUUGAGACAGCGGAAAAUGUAAUUAUAAUUUCUGGCGAAGUGGAUCAACUUCCAGACGAUGAUCACAUUUAUGCCACGAUAACUCAUGUCAGUCCCCUGCCCAGCAGCAGCCCUCGUAGGAAAUUAUGGUCUGAGGAUUUCAGAAGACAUCAGAAUAUUUCAAAGUUCACUUAUGACACUCCGUUUGCUGUAAAGUCUCAUGACAAAAUCAGUAUUGAUAAUAAAGCUGCGGUGCAUCAGCAGUGGAAGCGGAGGACUACAGUGACUACGGAGUACACUUUCCCAGCAGUUGUGUCGAGGCUUCGGGUCGUGGAAUCUACGGAAGAAGACCUGAGCCCCAUUAUUGUAGCGAUUGACGACAUGCAACGUAGAGUGCUUGAACUUCGUUCAGAGUUUAAUUCAGGAUGCAUUAAAAGGAUUCAGUUGCGCCUACAGGGGUCGAUAAGCGUUCAGGUUAAUCAAGGACCAUUGGCAUACGUUCGGGCAUUUUUGGAAAAGGAAAAUGAAUAUCCAGCAUCGGACAUUCACAAGCUGAAGGCCAUAUAUAGGGACUUUGUGGAAUGCUGCAGAGAGUUGCUGAUUAAAAAUGCGGCGAUGAUUCUACCAGAACAAGUCGACUACCAAACUCAACUAGAGACAGAUUAUGUACGAUUAUGCCAAGUACUAAAUCCAUACAUAGGACUAGGGCACUUAGAAUUGGGCGUUAAUAGAAUGAGCCGAGCCUCUGUUAGUUCUUACUAAUUUUCCCACGCAGUUCAAUAUUGUUGCCAUUUAUUAGCACGCUGUAAUACACGUAUGUAAAUUAUAUGCGUACAAACAUGCUUUAAUCCAUUGUGGACAAUGUUUUAAUUAUAGAAUCUCGUUUUAAUCGUGGUGACACGGCAUAUCCACGUUUCGUCCUUGUUUUUUUACUACAUUUAAAAAUAUAUUGUUUCCAAUUUAUUUUCAUUGAGUGAUUUAUUUAUUUUACCCCUAUUUAAAAAUGUACAAGAGAACUGUAGGAAUAUACGUGUGUAAAGAGACUGACGCUAAGUGUAUGUGGGUAAAAUAUUUACUUGUAACUUUAUACAUCCCUUCCCCACAAUUUUAGCUUAUGACAAGUGUACUGUGUACACCGUUACAUGAAAAUGUGCUGAAAUUAGCCGCAUGAACAAUGUGCCAAUUAUAAACCGUAUAGUACUCACUAAACCUAAUAAUAAAGCAAAAUGUCUUUUAACGUUUAAAACACAAA
Messenger RNA from Folsomia candida, 8006 nucleotides. Its product is annotated as dedicator of cytokinesis protein 9. Bases 1124 to 7516 code for a protein of 2130 amino acids. The record is from RefSeq and is a predicted model, not a curated record. Gene Ontology annotation, molecular function: guanyl-nucleotide exchange factor activity. Lineage: Eukaryota; Metazoa; Arthropoda; Collembola; Entomobryomorpha; Isotomidae. Gene Ontology annotation, biological process: positive regulation of GTPase activity; small GTPase-mediated signal transduction. The transcript has 28 exons.